UCCUUUACACUUGAGAGCGUGUCCUGUAAUCGCUGUCAUCUACAAGUACAAGUGGGAUAGUUAUUCUAACAGUAAUCUAAGCGGUGGGCUCUGGUAUUAGGGAUCGCCUAGGAGCCUCGCAAGAAGAAAAAGGCACAGGUAGUGAUCAGGCGGAACCCAAAGAAUACAAACUUUCCAUGCAUCUUCCCCAGUGGUCAUACUCGAGCAAGCAGGCUAGCAAAGAUGCGUUUGCAGAAGGGGAGAAUUGCUCGGCGGAAUGUUUCACUAUAGAUGGUAGGUUGAAAUCAGCCGUACUUGGCCGUUGGUCGAAAGCGCAGAUGGAGCUCUUACGUACAACAGCUGGGGUUCUCAGGAACAAUCCCCGCUGUGCUUGCUUGUGCGCAGUCACCAUCAACAAACCGUGUGCUGAGAUUUACCUCCAGUUGAAGGCUGAAGAUCUGUUGCCCGUUGAUCUAUCUGAUGCUCUGCUAGGGGCCGCCAAUCCUGCUGGCGACCAAGAAGCCGUCAAAGUUCUGAAGAGGAAGAAGACGCCUGUCGGCUACUUUCCCGGCUAUCCCGCCGACAUCGACAGGACUCAUCUGCACGAAAGGCGAAUGGAGGUGCGGCCGUGCCGUCACGAAGGCCCAUGCGACAGUUCUUGCGAAUGUGUCCGCUCUCGAGUUGCCUGCGAGAAAACCUGCGCAUGUUCACCAAAAUGUCCACGGAAAUGGCGCGGCUGUUCGUGCAAGCGUGCCGGCCGACCCUGUUCGGCGGAGAGUAAGUGCAUCUGCCAGAGAGCCAACCGCGAAUGCGAUCCGGACUUGUGUGGUACCUGUGGCUCUUACGAGCUGUUGGAUCCUUGCAACCGGAACAAUGAUUCCCUCGUCAGCGAAAUGUGCCAGAACGUCCAUCUGUUGCGGGAAGUCGGUAAGAAAACGAUUCUGGGCCAUUCGGUACUCGCGGGGAUGGGCCUUUUCAUGGGCGAAGACGUUGGCAAGAGCGAGUUUAUCGGCGAAUACAAGGGUGAGGUUGUUACGCAGGAUGAGGCCGAGCGCCGUGGGAAGUUGUACGAUAAGCGUGGUAUCAGCUUUCUGUUCGACAUCAACAAGUCACAGGCAAUCGACGCGACUCGUAUGGGCAACAAGCUGCGAUUCAUCAACCACGCCAGGGAGCGCACGAACUGCGUCGCCAAGAUUCGCAUGGUAAACUGCGUAUACAGAAUUGGGUUCUGGGCCACAAAAAAAAUCAAAGCCGGCGAAGAACUGUUCUUCGACUAUGGCUACGGGCGAGGGCACGCAGUGAAAUUCGUCCAAAUGGAGCCACCCUACAUCCCGUGGAGCGACUCGGAAGGCGAAAAUGAAUCCGCCGCUGCUGUUGCUAUGAAAGCCGAGGUCAAGCAGGUUAAAAGACGAGGGCCUCGCCGGCUUGAGUACCUCAAGGGAGGCAGGGGCACCACCGAGCGUACGAGAAAAUCCGCAUUGCAGAAAACGGCAAGAAAAACGGCCCCUAAGGAGUCCUCUGGGGAGUCGUCAAAUGACGACAUGCCGCUGAUGAUUAUGUCGACAAGAAAGAAAGCCCCCGCCAUGCAUAUCCCACAGUCACCGCAGGAGGAUGAUGAUGAUGAUGACGAUGAGGAUGACAAUGACAAUGAUGGUGAUGACGAUGACGAUGACGAUGACGAUGACGAUGAGGAUGAGGGCGAUGGUGAGGAUACGGACGAGGAUGAGGAUGAGAGUGAAGAUGAGGAUGAGGGUGAUCAAGUUGAGGGAAAAGCCUACCACGAAGCGGGAGCGGCGAGCGACCCCUCUUUGACCGAAGAAGAGGACGAGGAAGAAGACGAGGGCGCUAUCUCAGCUCCACCUCUGAAGAAACUCCGGUGGUCGGGUGGCGGAGGUCCUUGGGGAAGUCGCCAAUUCAAUGUUGGAAGCAGGAUUGGUCGUAAUAAGUGUGCUAAAAAGAACGCAUAUUGACAGCUUUCAGGUUGGGCGCAAUAUGGUUCGUUUGGCUUCGCUUUGUUGUAUUAAGUACUGUUUCUCAUUGCUGUUUCCCAUUCAUAAUACCCAAAUUAUCAUCAGAUGUUUCUGCUUUCUGUCUCUACCGUGUUCUUUGUCUAUGACUUAUGUAAUCAAACCUUCGCAGUUGAGUCUGGCCUAUCA
Messenger RNA from Tricharina praecox, 2135 nucleotides. RefSeq lists its product as uncharacterized. Gene Ontology annotation, molecular function: histone methyltransferase activity; protein binding. The record is from RefSeq and is a predicted model, not a curated record. Bases 177 to 1949 code for a protein of 590 amino acids. Gene Ontology annotation, biological process: chromatin remodeling. Lineage: Eukaryota; Fungi; Ascomycota; Pezizomycetes; Pezizales; Pyronemataceae. The transcript is spliced from 4 exons.